AUGACUGGUGGAUCGCAGAUCAACAUCACGGCCUUCAACAGCUUAAAAGUGGAUAACUGUGAUAUACCAACACCUGUCGAAAUCGAACAUGUCCAUUGCAUAAAGCUGUUACAGAAAGCAGAGACACACUCCGUAUACUUUCAAACAUGCUUCAUUUCCAUUACCUACCUUAUAACCAGGUGUUCUGUGUUUGAAGACGCACUAAUGGUAGAGGGUGGUUUCUUUUCAGAAAUAAUUGAACUUGGAACUGCUAGAUGCAGGGAGAUUCACCAACAUAGUGUUUAUUAUACACCUUUAGGGAAUAUAAUAUCUGGACUUAAAAUUAAUCAAUCAGUUUUAAUAUCUCACACUAGAGGUGGCUCACUCGACAGAGAGUGA
Cinara cedri is the source of this 378-nucleotide messenger RNA. The record is from the annotation of a GenBank genome assembly. NCBI's taxonomy places the organism in Eukaryota, Metazoa, Arthropoda, Insecta, Hemiptera, Aphididae.